Messenger RNA from Naegleria gruberi, 2238 nucleotides. RefSeq names its product exocyst complex family protein, subunit Sec15. The transcript has 2 exons. NCBI's taxonomy places the organism in Eukaryota, Heterolobosea, Eutetramitea, Acrasida, Naegleriidae. Bases 1 to 2238 code for a protein of 745 amino acids. Gene Ontology annotation, cellular component: exocyst; membrane. Gene Ontology annotation, biological process: exocytosis; Golgi to plasma membrane transport; intracellular protein transport. The record is from RefSeq and is a predicted model, not a curated record.
AUGCGAAAAUUCUUAAACCUGGGAAAGAAAGGAACAUCAACAAAGGACAAUGACACCUCUUCAGCCAUUCCGUAUGAUGAAAUUAUGGAUCGGGUAAAGCAAGAUCAAGAGGAAAAUCAACAAUUACAACAACAACAACAUGAACCUCUUAGUACGGGUGAUGAUUUUAUUCUUGCUUCACUUGUAGAAUCAGGCUUUAUUACAGGAAGUAUUAAAACAGUUUAUGAAAGAGGAAAGGAAGAUACUUUUUAUGAAAGUUUGGAUAAUUUUCUUGAUAAACAAAAAACGGAAAUUGAAACUAUUUGUAGUUCUAAUUAUGAAGAGUUUUUAAAAUCUGUUAGUCAAUUGAAAAGUGUUAGAAGUGAUGGUAAAAUAUUGAAAAAAAAGAUUAUUGGUCUUGAUGAAGAAGUUCAAAAAGCUGGAAAGGAAGCUCUAGAAUGUGGUAAACAACUUGUUUUAUAUCGAAACAUUGCUGAGAAUAUUCAUUCAGCACUUCAAGUUGUUGAUCUUUGUAAGCAUGUUUCAACAUUAGCAACAAAAGUACAUCAACAAAUUCAAGAAGAAAAAUACUUUUCUGCUCUGAAAACUUUGGAACAUUUAGAAAAAUCGAUAAGAACUGUUCACAAAUUUAAUUUUGCUAGAUUUAUUGAAAAACAAAUUCCAAUUUUCAAGAGAAAAAUCAAACAGAAUGUUGAAAGAGAUUUUAAUCAAUGGUUAGUGAAUGUUAGAAAUAAGAGUAGAGAUAUUGGUAAAUCAAUGAUUGAAAUGCAAUUUUCUUUAAUGACUACUAAUGGAGUUAAAUAUGACGAUUUUGUCAAGACCAAUAAUUUCAAUUUUACAUUUCCAAAUAUUGAUAUUAUUAAUGACAGCUUGACUGUAUUUGAUAUUCUUGAAAAAUAUCAAGUUGAAUUAACACCUGUAUAUACUUGUAAACAUAUUUAUGAAUCUAUGGAUUCAUAUGAACAAUUCAAAGGUUACUAUAAGAGAAAUAGAACUAUCCAGUUGAAUCAUGAAAUUAAUCAUGCACCACUUCUCGAGCAAAAGAAAUCAGACAAGGAUACAUCCAUUUACCCUGCCACUGUUCAAGAAUGGCUUGAAAGAAUAAUUGGUUUCUUUACUGUAGAAUCUGUUACCUUGAGAACAACUUCAAGUUUAUUAUCAAAUAUUGAAUUGAACUCUAUGUGGGAACAAUCAUUGCAAAAAAUUCUGACAUCUAUUGAUGAACACUUGGCUAUUCGUAUGAAUAAUCCUAAAGAGUACUUGAAUAUGAAGAAGUGUGUUUUAAUUUUUAGUUUAACAGCCUCUGAACAAUUGGGUCUUCACACAUCAUUAUUGAUUGAUUUGUUAGCUCACUAUAGAAGUGCCUUCUCUAACUCUAUAGAAUUUAAAUCAAUUAGUAAUAUUGAAGAUAGUGAUUGUAAGCAACCUUUUACUUGCCCAAGAACAGACAGUGCCGAAUACAAGGAUUUGAAAAAGUAUGGACUCAUGCAAAAUCCUAACAAUUAUAUUGCCUUUUCUGAGAUUGUUUUGACAUUGGCAACAGAAGUGGAAUCUUUCAUAUUGGACUAUGAAGUUUAUUGUGAUAGAAUAGUCUCCUACACAACAAGUAUCAAACAACUUAAGAGUGGUAUUAUGAAACUAUUCGAACAUGCUGUAAAAUGUUUAGAUAAGGAGUUGAAUAGUAGUACUGGAACUGGUAUUGCUAGAUAUGUGCAAGUUGUUAUUAAUUAUCAAGCCAUUUCUGAUUAUAUCAUACCUUACUUUGAAGAUUUUUAUGGAAAGAGAGUUAAACAACAAUCUACUUCCUCAACUACCUCUUCAUCUAAGAACGCUGCCGUUUCUACCUCUGAAUCAUCAACAAUCACCUAUUUCAAACAAGUUAGUAUGCAAGUUCAACAAUCUAAGGAAAGAGGAGAAAACUCAAUCCUGAGAGAAUUGACCUCCAAAUGUUCUAAAUUAUUAAGUUUUUGUCAAAAUUUCUCAUUUGCUCCUGAAUAUCAAGGAAACGGUGUUAUUGGUACAAUUACUGACAAUUUUAAAACACUUGGUAAUAACUUGGGUAUCAAUCAACAAGAUCCAAAACAACAAAUGUACAACGAACCUCAUCAAUUCGUAUUCGACAUGAUUGAAUAUUUGGAUAAUGCUCAUCGUACAUUACAGUAUCUUAAGCAAGAGAAAAAGGAUCAAAUCAUGUUCUCUGCAUGUGAUAGUAUAGCUCGCUAUUUGCAAAAUAAUUAG